CGGCGCCGUCCAACAUGGAGGCGCCCGGCGAGGCCGAGGGGGCCGUGGGGUCCGGCGGGCGGCGGGAGGGACUGAGGUGCCGCCAUCCUGUCGCAGAGAUGCUGGAUCUGCCCUUCCUGCCCUUCUGCAUCUUUCUCGGCGGCCUGGGCUUCAUCUGCGUGGCCUUCGUGAGUGCCUGGUGCCAGCACUGGCGCGGCGGCUUUGCCUUGGACGGCAGUCUCCAGAUGUUCAACUGGCACCCGGUGUUGAUGGUGACGGGCAUGGUGGUGCUGUACGGUGCAGCGGCCCUGGUGUACCGCCUGCCCCCCGCCUGGAGCGGCCCCAAGCUCCCCUGGAAGGUGCUGCACGGUGCCCUGACCCUGGCAGCCUUCAGCCUGGCCGUGCUAGGGCUGGUGGCCGUCUUUCGCUUCCACAACAACCACGGGACGCCCAACAUGUACUCGCUGCACAGCUGGCUGGGGCUGGCCACUGUGCUGCUCUUUUCCUGCCAGUGGCUGGCCGGCUUCAGCGCCUUCCUGCUGCCCUGGGCUCCUGCCUGGCUCCGUGCCCUCUACAAGCCCGUCCACGUCUUCUUCGGCUCCACCAUCCUCAUGCUGUCCGUGGCCUCGUGCGUGUCGGGCAUCAAUGAGAAGCUCUUCUUCAGCCUGAAGAACGGGACGAUGGACUACAAGUGCCUGCCUGCUGAGGCUGUCUUUGCCAACACGCUGGGGCUCCUCAUCAUCCUCUUUGGGGUGCUGGUGCUGGGUGCCCUGGCCAGGCCGAGCUGGAAGCGCCCCGAUGCUGACUCCCCAGACUCUUGCCAGCCACUGCUCACUGCCGAGCGCUGACACCUGCAUGGCAGCCAAGGUCUCUCCCUGCCCUCCCGGGGCUGCCAGCCCUGAGCUGUCCAACCCCGUCGCUUCCCUGCCUGCACCGCCGACUCCGCUCUCGGCCUGUCACCUUGCCCUCGCCGGGGGCUCCCGCUGCCUGCACCUGACGCUCACCUGCCCGUGGGAGGAACAGGCUCAGCUCCCUUACGACAGAGAUGUUGCUGCGAUGAGGACAUCUCUUUGCCUCCUUUGUGGCCUGGCAUUGGCCUCCUGCCUGCCAUAGGAUGAGGGCAGCUGCAGUGUGAUGCUUCAGCCUCCAUCCUCAUGCCUCCACAUGCCAGCUCCUGCUGGGUCGAGCUGGUCUUUCACACCUGGACCUUGGUCCGUGCCAAACUGGCUGCCCUCAAGCCUUCCCCGGGCCCUGCAGUGCCAUCGCUCAAUGCAGCAGCCGGAGCUGUCAGAGCCUUGUCAGGUCAGAAGCUGCUGGAGGAGCACCCAUGUGCCUGGCAGCACUACCC
Molecule: messenger RNA, 1327 nt
Organism: Haliaeetus leucocephalus (bald eagle)
Lineage: Eukaryota; Metazoa; Chordata; Aves; Accipitriformes; Accipitridae
Product: cytochrome b ascorbate-dependent protein 3
Exons: 6
Coding region: 15-827 (270 amino acids)
Cellular component (GO): lysosomal membrane
Molecular function (GO): oxidoreductase activity
Source: RefSeq, a predicted model, not a curated record